Molecule: messenger RNA, 1245 nt
Organism: Prunus armeniaca (apricot)
Lineage: Eukaryota; Viridiplantae; Streptophyta; Magnoliopsida; Rosales; Rosaceae
Source: the annotation of a GenBank genome assembly
AUGACAGAAGAUAACCAUGCAAUUGGGAUCGAUCUGGGGACAACUUAUUCGUGCGUGGCAGCGUGGCAGGCUGAUCAUGUAGAAAUCCUGGUGAACGAUCAUGGUAACAGAACAACUCGAUCUUAUGUUACAUUCACUGAUAGUAAGAGGUUGGUAGGAGAUGACGCAUUUAACCAAGUGGGGAGGUUCCCAGCCAACUCAAUCUUCGAUGCAAAGAGGUUAAUUGGUAGGAGAUUUAAUGAAGAAACUGUUCAAAAUGAUAUCAAGUGCUGGCCAUUCAAGGUCAUUGAAGGUCCUGCUGACAAGCCCUUGAUUGUGGUUAACCACAAGGGUGAAGAGAAAAAAUUUGCUGCUGAAGACAUCUCUUCCAUGGUUUUGGCAAAGAUGCGGGAGAUUGCCGAGUCCUACCUUUGCUCAAAGAUUUCAGCAAAAAAUGCAGUUAUCACUGUCCCCUCUUACUUCAACGACUCACAGCGCCAGGCUACAAUAGAGGCUGGCAAACUAGCGGGCUUAAAUGUGCUGCGUAUUAUCAACGAACCAACUGCUGCAGCCAUCGCUUAUGGAAUCGACAAGAAGGCCGGUUGGUUUAAAAAGAGAAAUGUGAUGAUAUUUGAUUGGGGUGGUGGUACGUUGGAUGUGUCACUACUUAGCAUAGGCCAUGGUGUCUUUGACGUGAAGGCCACUGCCGGAGAUACUCACCUUGGCGGUGAAGACUUGGAUAACAGAAUGGUGAACUACUGCGUGGAAGAAUUCAAGACAAAACAGAACGUGGACAUUGGUGGAAACGCCAAAGCUCUUAGGAAGGCCAAAACUGCGUGUGAGAAAGCAAAGAAGGCACUUUCGUUUUCCUUUGACACUGAUAUUGAAAUUGACUCUUGGUAUAAGGGUGAAGAUUUUCAUACAACUUUUACCCGCGACAAAUUCGAAGAACUGAACAUGGACAUCUUCAACAAGUGCAUGGAGCCUGUGAACAAGUGUUUGGAGGAUGCCAAAAUGGACAUAAGCGAGGUCGAUGACGUUGUUCUUGUUGGUGGGUCUUCUAGAAUCCCCAAGGUUCAAGAGCUAUUGCAGGAGGUUUUCAAGGGUAAGGAGUUGUGCAAGAGCAUUAAUCCUGAUGAGGCCGUGGCUUAUGGAGCCGCUGUUCAAGCUGCAGCCUUGAGUGGGAACGUAACUGGGAAGCUUCAAGACUUCACUCUCUUAGAUGUCACCCCUCUAUCACUUGGGAUUGAGUCUGGGAGAUGGUAG